Molecule: messenger RNA, 2138 nt
Organism: Exophiala xenobiotica
Lineage: Eukaryota; Fungi; Ascomycota; Eurotiomycetes; Chaetothyriales; Herpotrichiellaceae
Exons: 5
Molecular function (GO): protein binding
Source: RefSeq, a predicted model, not a curated record
CCAUGGCAGAAGCUUUAGCGGCUCUCGCCAGUGGGAUGGCUGUCACGCAGCUGGUCUCUCAGGUCGGCAGCGGCAUCGGCAAGCUGAGGUCUCUACUGCAACAAAUCAGAAAUGUCCCGCCCAUGAUGGCAUCCCUUGUUCAGCAGCUCGAUCUUUUGGUGCUGCUUCUUCAGGAGGCGGAAACUAUCCAAUCGACGGUUUCGCUCAGCGGCUUGAGCGAUGCGACCCUCAAAUUAUGCAUCCAGCAUUGUCGACAGUCAAGCCAAGCAAUUGGAGACAUGGUGACAACGUUGAACCACGAGAUCAAUUGCACCAAACGCAGAAGGCUUUCAGCGUCGUUAAAAGUAAUACUGACCAAGGACACGCUCGCCAGACUUGAAAAGGACUUGGCCGGAGCCAUCCGGCUCCUGAUGCUUGCCCAGCAACUCUACAUGACCGCUGUAUUUCGACACAAUCACGAGUACUUGAUAGAGCUUCUUACUCGGGCGGUUCCGCACAGGCAGCCGGAUUGCCAAGAUAGUCCAUGCCAGCACGCAACCGCCGACAAACAAGUCGACAGCGACGAUGCCCAAAGCCAGACUCGUACUACCUACGUACAACAGAAUUCCACAGCAGCCGAGAAGUGGCGGGGUCCGCCUAGCAGUUGGAGGUCUCAGUUUUUAGGCUUUACGGUCAGACUUCAGAGGGCUGGUGAUGAUUUCUGUGCACGAUUCUAUUGUCCACGGUGGGUUGCAAGCUUCGCGUGGGAGUUGCAGGUCGCAAAGGCUUCUUCGGGCUGGCGGAUGUACGUCGCGUCCUACCCCAUCAGGGCAAGGGAUUCAGAGCCCUUUGUAUACGUCAGGAACGGCGACUUGGACCGCCUGUUAGAAUGUUUUGGGAGACGAGCGGCGUCUCCGUUCGACCAAGAUAUGAAUGGUUGGUCUCUUGUGCAUCAUGCUGCUUUGGGACAGCACAUUGACAUCUGUAAGAGCCUUUUGCUCAUGGGCGCCGACGUCAACCACAGGGCGGGCCAUAAGAUGACUGUCCUAAGAUGCUUCGACUCCGCCACCCCGGAUACGCCCCCAAGUCAAGCUAUCAUGGACUUCAAAAUGUAUCUGCUAUCUCGGGGAGCCGAGUACGAAUGCUAUGAAGGCGAACCUCCAGACCAGCAGCUGACCGCUCCUUACCAAGGCACAACGGAAUCCUUCUUGCUGCUACAAUCCCAUCUCUUCCCUCAUUAUUACUGUGACUUAAUACAGGUUAGACUGCGCUGCGCCUUGCAGAUCGCCCUCAAUCCCUGGCGCGGUGCAGCCGAGUUUAGAGUCUCAUUGCGGAAAGAUGGCGAGAUCUGCGGGAAAGACGUGGCGAGGUCGGUGGAAUGCGAGCUACCCGUACUUAACCUAGCACUGCUAGGUCUGAGCAUCCGUCUCCAGAGCGCCACCACCGUGGCCGACGUCCCUGAGUGGCAGAGCCUGGUGCGCAUUGCAUUGUCUCAUUCUCAGAUCGCUUCGGAUUUCGUACCACUCCCCGUGCUGGAUACAUCGUAUAUCAAAUCAACUUGUACAGGACAGGUGGAGAAGGCCACGCCUCUCUUUUGCGUCAUCAUUGGCAAUUCGAGAGGCGCCGAGGAUAUUGGGGACUGCUGGGAAGGAUCGGUGGAUUGUGCGAUACAGCUGUGGGCCGAGACUGCGCGAGCAGCAGGCUUGGAUCUGGAUCACUAUGGCAGUGCGGAGAAAAACGACUUCGACAACAACACCAGGCACAAUUGGUUCCACCUGGGAAGAAAGGCAUGGACGAAAGGCAUCGCUCGGGUAGAGCGUCUUUGCCUUGACACGCCAGUCGAACCGUGGCGUCUGUCGUGGGAUCCUUGUAUGGGUGACGUCUGGAGUCAAGACAAUAACUUCGUAACCAAAGAAUGUGAUGGUGUGCCUGGCGCCUGGGUGGAGGACAGCUUAUCGGAACGCAAAUUACCUUUGGACGAUUCCUUCCUCGCUAUCGAUAUCGAGGACGAUCCGGUCAAAGCUAAGUUGGGCGCGUGGAAUGGGUCGAGUCCCCAGCAGGGCGAGCGUUACUACCGCGGCUUCUGCUGCGCAUCGUGCCCGGCUGCCUGGCCCGAUGUUAUGAGCAUCUCCGGACUGUUGACGGCAGGCUGCUUCUGA